AAAAUGCUGCCGGUAGCAGAGACUCAGCGUGGACUAGCUGCUUCAGCACUGAGCCUCCAAACCAUUCACUCUCUCCUUCUCCUGCUCUACAGUUUACCACCAUCUUCAAUCAGCCAUGGGAGUCGCCUACAGCGUUGGAGAGGUCGACCACCUCUACACCUUCUUUGUUCAGUGGUCACCAAAAAACUACACCAAGGGCAACAAGAAGCCCCGCAAGUCCCGCUACCUCAUCAGAGAGAAACAUCAGAACCGAUAUGUGGUAGUGGAGAAAAACAAGGCGUCUGCCAUCAACAAACUCCUCAGUAAUCCUGUCGACCCCACUGCUAAAAACUGGGAGAUUAUCACAGUAAAGGACUCCAAGCGGCGUCUGAGUCUGUGCAGCUCGGAGGACUCUGAGGCAGAGGAGCCCGAGUACCAGGAGGAAGGAGAUUAUGCUCUUCCUGUCCUGAGCAACCACAGCCUGCUGCUGGAGGACCACCACCUGGAGAGACUUGCUUCCCACAUGCCAGCAAGGACCCAGGAAUAUCCAUGGCACCUGGUCUACAGCUCAGCCGUCCAUGGGAGCAGCCUGAAGACUCUGUACAGGAAUAUGGCCUCCCUGGACAGUCCUGUGCUGCUGGUCAUCAAAGACAUGCACAAAAAGGUGUUUGGGGCUUUUUCUUCUGAUCCAUUCAAAGUCAGUAAAUACUGCUACGGCACCGGAGAAACCUUCCUGUUUAGCUUCAACCCCGACUUCCAGGCAUACAAGUGGAGCGGCGAAAACUCGUACUUUGUGAGCGGCAAUGUGGAAUCUCUGCAGAUUGGUGGAGGAGGAGGUGGAUUUGGCCUGUGGCUGGAUGCAGAUUUGUACCGUGGCGCAAGCUUCUCCUGUCCAACCUUCCGCAACGAAUCUCUGUCCACACACGAGGACUUUAUCGUACAAGACCUCGAAGUCUGGACUGUGCAGAACUGAAGAGAGAACAUCUGAAAACACCAGAUAAAAUCAAAGUACAAUCCACUGUCCUGUCUGGAAUGACAACACUUCCAGACCUCAAGGAGUACGUGUGGUUUAGCCACAAAUGUACAAUACCUGUAAGAGCAGCUGCUAUAUUCGGUGCACCUGGCUCAGAUUAGCCAACAUACAGAAGCGGAGGCCUGUUCAGGCUGGAUUUUCUGUUUAUGCUGGUUUGAUCUGUGUCUAUAAAAGACAAGUGGCCAGAUGAAAUCCUGCGAUUCAGGGUCCUGCUGCUUCAAACAACCGGCUAAACAUCAGUUCUAAGACCAGUAAUUAACUGGCAUCUGACGCUUUAAGCCCUCCAUGCCCUCCCUUUGUUGUUGGGAGUAUUAUAAUACAAAGGUCACAGCCUGAGUUUGUAACUACUGUAAGCACAUUCAGGAUUUCAGGAAAAUUACUUUUCUAUUUUCUACAGUAUGUAUCUCUCUGUGUGUGAGUGUGAAUAUUCUAUUUGCUUUCGCGGCCCGAGGUUUAUGAAACAUACUUGGUACAUAAAGGGCCUAUAAAACUUUAAGCCAAAAAAUUGUGAAAUAAUUGUUUUAUGUUACAAACACUGUGACAUGAUAGGAUACACAAUGGCCUUUCUAGACUAUGAUUGUGACUGACUUGUUUGUUCUAAAAAAUUAAGGUCUGGUUUUAAUGUUUUCCAUUUGAAAACAACUGCUGCAGAAAAUGACCUAUCCGCUCAGGUUAAAAAAAUAAAUAGUUGCACUAUAAACACUGUAUUAUCUGUGGUGCAUGUGGUUUGUGGAGGAAGUGACCUCAACGGUUAACUGACACUUCUGUUUCUGGAAAGUGAAACACUUGCCUAUCUAUUUGCAUAUAUAGACAAUAUAAAGGUUUCAAAUCCUUAACAAUCGAAAUAUUUAAAGUUCUUGUUCCUGUUUGGUUCAUAUUUCUUUGUGAUUGUGUGUUAAUAUAUCAGGCUGUGCUGGCACUGCCUGUGCUUUGUGAAACCACAGUAAAACUUUGUCUUUCCUGGGGAAAGACAUCUUAAUAAACCCUUAAAACAA
Messenger RNA from Centropristis striata (black sea bass), 2007 nucleotides. It is a transcript of the gene ncoa7a, whose product is annotated as nuclear receptor coactivator 7. The record is from RefSeq and is a predicted model, not a curated record. Gene Ontology annotation, biological process: response to oxidative stress; regulation of transcription by RNA polymerase II. Lineage: Eukaryota; Metazoa; Chordata; Actinopteri; Perciformes; Serranidae. The coding region runs from base 116 to 952 and encodes 278 amino acids. Gene Ontology annotation, cellular component: nucleus. The transcript is spliced from 7 exons.